This is a messenger RNA of Lampris incognitus (smalleye Pacific opah), 2174 nucleotides long. It is a transcript of the gene klf2b, whose product is annotated as Kruppel like factor 2b. Gene Ontology annotation, biological process: regulation of transcription by RNA polymerase II. The transcript is spliced from 3 exons. The record is from RefSeq and is a predicted model, not a curated record. Gene Ontology annotation, molecular function: RNA polymerase II cis-regulatory region sequence-specific DNA binding; DNA-binding transcription factor activity, RNA polymerase II-specific. Bases 266 to 1459 code for a protein of 397 amino acids. Lineage: Eukaryota; Metazoa; Chordata; Actinopteri; Lampriformes; Lampridae.
GAACCAGGCUCGCCGCCGGACUCGACUUAUAGAGGGCUAAAUUUACCAGUACCAACGUAUUUCCUGACCUCUUAUAAUUGGUCCAGCUCGCCAGCUUAGACGGUUAUAAGGCUUAAGGACCUCCUACCAUUCAAACUUCAUGUAUUUGAGGCACGGCGGCGGGGAGUCGACAGCGAGAUAAGGCGCACACGCUUGCGGAGGUGCGACUCGGGCUCUGCUCACGCGACUUUUUUUUUUGGACAAGAAAUAAUUAUCGUUUCACCGAAUGAUGGCCUUAUCCGGGGUGAUGCUGCCGUCGUUUUCCACAUUCUCCAACCAAAGAGAAAAAACUUGGGAAAACAGGUGGAAAGGAGAGAUGGACAAGACGGUCUCCUUGAGCUGCUCCCUGCUCGAAAUGGUACAUAACGUGGACAGUCACAGCAGGAAGGACGACGAGGACCUGAGUAACUAUUUGGAUCUGGAUUUUAUUCUCGCCAACACGACCGGAUCGGAUAGCGUAGCAGGUGCGGAAUACAUUGGCGGCUCGGCCGAUCCCGUCCUGUACACGACGGGGAGCACGGCGCCGUCCUACUCGACCGGAGACCACCGCUCCCCUCCUCCGCCUUACAGCACCAGCCUCAUGGCCGAGCUGCUCCGCUCGGAGGGGGAGAGCAGCUACGGCGUUGCGCGCAGCGCCGGCGUCCAGGGCAGGUUUUACGCCAGCGCGGCGCAGUUCCCUCGGCAGGACAUUGUUGACAACAUCAAAGCCGAGCCGUCCAUGGACAGCUACGGCCCCGUCAUGGGCAUGGUUCCUCAAACUUGCGCCAAAAUCAAGCAAGAGGGCAACGUCUCUUGCAUGAUGUCCUUCGAGCAGCCGCGGCUCGCCAUCUCCCCGCGGGCGGCCAGCAACAUGACGCCGCCGCUCAGCCCCGACGACCAGGCCAACGCCGUCAACUUCUCGCACAAGCCCUACCAAACCACGGCGGCGUACCCUCACCACCACCCCCACCUCCCCCACCACCCGCACCUCCCCCACCACCCGCAGGCGCCCCAGAUGCAGCUGUCCUUCCAGGGGGCGCACCCGUUCGGCAUGUACGAGGAGGGUCUCGGCGUGCAGCCCAGUGCGCAGAGGGUGAUCCUAACGCCGCCCUCGUCCCCCCUCGAGCUGCUCGAGACCAAACCCAAAAGAGGGCGACGCACCUGGCCGAGGAAGCGGACGGCGACGCACACCUGCACCUUCGCGGGAUGCGGCAAAACCUACACCAAGAGCUCCCAUCUCAAGGCGCAUCACCGAACUCACACCGGUGAGAAGCCAUACCACUGCAGCUGGGAAGGUUGUGGCUGGAAGUUCGCCCGCUCCGACGAGCUGACCCGCCAUUUCCGCAAACACACCGGACACCGGCCCUUCCAGUGCCACCUGUGCGAGCGCGCCUUCUCCCGCUCCGACCACCUCGCGCUGCACAUGAAGAGGCACAUGUGAGCCGUGCGCGUGGCGACUUGACUCGUUUUAUUUAAAUGGUGUUGUUGUUGUUUUUUUUGUUUUUUGUUUUUUUAACGAGACCAAAGCCUUUUUAUAUAUAUAUAUAAAUAUAUUGAAAGAAGUUUAGUGUUAUUAUUUUCUAAUAGCGUAGCUGGUACUACUUCGGUGAUAUUAAAAGCUUUAGAAAAGCUUUAUUGGUUGUUCGCUUCCGGGCGAACGGACCAAUAAGGGGCUGGCCCUGUAUAUGUAUAUGUAUAGGUAUAUGUAUAUGUAUACUACUACUACUCUUCCUCUGACAAACUGGAAUGCUGUGUUUGACACAAAGAAGUGCCUUUACUCUGACUGUGUGCUACUGUAUAACUCUUGUCGACAGAACUGUAGUGUGUCCACCAGAUAGUCCGAGACAAGUUCUUGUCGUUUGGAGAGAAACGCACAUACUACAGCCGAAUGUGUGCCAAGACAAUGUUUUACUAUUUAAACUGCCUCAACGUCUGAAAUGGCCUGAACUGGUUUUGAUUGCGUCCCACACUUGGGUGAUGUUGUGUGUACUUUUUAAACGAAUCUGCAACUGCUGGGCCCAGCCCCCUCCUGUACACUAUCAGGGCUUGAUGUCCUGUGUAUUUUUUAUUUUUUACUUAAAUUUAUACAGAUAUGUACAUGGAUUUUAUACUGUAAAUUGUGUAUUUAUUGUAAAUAUUAAACCAAUGAAACUGAA